AUCUACGUUGUGGGCGGCUACGACGGCACAAGCAGGCAAAAGGCAGUCAUACGAUAUGACCCAAGGGUUGGCCAGUGGCAAUCCGUUGAGCCGAUGAUCAAUCCGCGAAGCAAUUUCGGCAUCGCUGUCAUCGACAACGACCAGAUCCUGGUCGCCGGAGGCUACAACGGCGUUACGACCGUGGCUCUCUGCGAACUGUACGAGCCUCGGGUGGAGUGCUGGCAGCGUCUGCCACCAAUGCGGAUCAGUCGCAGUGCUUUGUACUGUGCUUCUAUUAAAGGUGUGCCGAAUAUAGACGAUUUCAUUGACAAAGCGUCGAGGAUUGCUUGUCCAUCGCAGAUUCCUUGGAAUCGGUAA
Molecule: messenger RNA, 357 nt
Organism: Soboliphyme baturini
Lineage: Eukaryota; Metazoa; Nematoda; Enoplea; Dioctophymatida; Soboliphymatidae
Source: the annotation of a GenBank genome assembly